Molecule: messenger RNA, 7015 nt
Organism: Betta splendens (Siamese fighting fish)
Lineage: Eukaryota; Metazoa; Chordata; Actinopteri; Anabantiformes; Osphronemidae
Gene: bcr
Product: BCR activator of RhoGEF and GTPase
Exons: 23
Coding region: 196-4341 (1381 amino acids)
Biological process (GO): protein phosphorylation; positive regulation of GTPase activity; intracellular signal transduction
Cellular component (GO): membrane
Molecular function (GO): GTPase activator activity; guanyl-nucleotide exchange factor activity; protein serine/threonine kinase activity
Source: RefSeq, a predicted model, not a curated record
UGCGCAACCCUCGACAAGUGUCGGCAAUUAGACUGUGCGUUUGUGAACGGGCUACUCACGGGCCUGUUAUAAACGCUGUCACUGCUUUGUGAGUGAAGGUGGCCAUUGUUGUCGACAAGCAUCGUAGAGAACUACACCAAAACGCGCACCGUCCCUCGUUUGUAGCUGGCGGCGCCGAAAUACGCUUGGCCCAACAUGGUGGAGCCGGUGGGAUUCAUCGAAGCGUGGAAGGCACAGUUCCCAGAGUCGGAGCCCCCCAAGAUGGAGCUACGGUCGGUCGGGGGCAUCGAGCAGGAGCUGGAAAGGUGCAAGGCUUCAAUUAGGCGCCUGGAACAGGAGGUGAACAAGGAGCGCUUCCGCAUGAUAUACCUGCAGACCCUCCUGGCCAAGGAGCGCAAGAGCUACGACAAGCAGCGCUGGGGCUUUAGGAAGACGCCGCUGAACGAGGGGGUGGACCCUGCGGCCACGCAGGGCGCCGAGUCCCAGUCCCAGCAGCCGCACAUGCAGGAGACCGGUGGGGUGGGAGUGUGCGUGGGAGGGGGGUACGGCGGUGGCAGCGUUGUGGACAGGAGAUACCAGCCUCACGGGGACGGAGCCGGUAGGUCCAAACCCAGGCCGCCGCCGGCCAGGAAGUCGGCCUCCCAUGGGGACGGCCUGGAGUCGGCCUUCGAGGUGCCCCAACAGGCCGAGUCGGCGUCCUGUGACAAUUUAGACGGCCUCUCGCCAUCCAAGCAGAGGGGUGGCAUCACCGUCUCUCCCCGCAGGCCCACGCUCCCACCCCCAGACAAAGACCUGCCCUCUGACCCCAAGGACAAGUUGGGGAUGGGACUUGGAGUGGCAGCUCUCCGAUCCAACUUCGAGAGGAUCAAACGGGCCAACUCUCACUCUGCGGGCGACGUCGCAAAGGGCCAGGAGAAGCAGCCGCCUCUGCCCCCGCCCCCGUUCUACACCAACAUGGAGUUCCACCAUGAAAGAGGUCUGGUCAGGGUCAACGACCGAGACGUCUCUGACAAGAUCAGCUCCCUGGGCAGCCAGGCCAUGCAGAUGGAGCGAAAGCGGUCCCUUCACUCGCUCCCAGGUAACCUGGCGACGGUGGCGGGUGAGCUCCGAGCCCGGCCAGUGUACAGGGGCCGCUCCACGGAGAGCACCUGUGGCUAUGACGCCGAGUAUGAAGACGGGGAACCCAACCAGCGGCAUUCAGGGAGGACCAACGGAGGCAAGCCCCCGCCCCCGCCGUGGCAGCCCUCGGAGUUCCAGGCCUAUUCCAGUGUCUAUGUUGGUGGGGUGAUGAUGGGUGAGGGUGGCGGUGGGGAUGGCAGAGGAGGAGGCGGCGGCGGUGGCAGUGGGGUGUCGGUGAGAGAGCAGGGGGGAGGCGACGACCACCUCCUGACCUGGCCGCGGCGCUCCUACUCCCCGGGCAGCUUCGACGACGUCGGCGGCGGCGGCGGCUACACGCCGGACUGCAGCUCCAACGAGAACCUGACGUCCAGCGAGGAGGACUUCUCCUCGGGCCAGUCCAGCCACGUGUCCCCCAGCCCCACGGCGGCUUUCCGCAGGCCGUUCAGAGAGAAGAGCCGCUCGCCGUCCCAGAACUCCCAGAACUCGCAGCACUCCUUCGACAGCAGCAGCCCUCCGACGCCGCAGUCCCAGAAGCGCCACCACCGGCAGCAGGGAGGCCACGUGGUCAUGUCUGAGGCCACGAUCGUGAGCGUCCGCAAGACUGGUCAAAUAUGGCCGCCCAGCGCCCACCAUGACCUGCUGAACCACGGCAGAACGUCCCAUGACAACAGUUUCCAUGGAGACCACCUAGAUGGUCAUUACACUGGGACCCCCCCCAGUUACGGCUACGAUGCCGACCGCGCAGAGGAGCAGCGGCGGCACCACGACAUCCUGCCCUACAUCGACGACUCGCCCUCGUCGUCUCCGCACCUCAGCUCCAAGAGCCGCAGCAGUCGGGACACCCUGUCCUCGGGAUCGCUGGAGUCCUCCAAGUCGACUGAAUGUGACCUGGAAAAAGGCUUGGAGAUGAGGAAGUGGGUCCUGUCUGGGAUUUUGGCCACUGAGGAAACGUACCUGAGUCACCUGGAGGCUCUGCUGCUGCCCAUGAAGCCUCUGAAGGCCGCCGCCACCACGUCGCAGCCCGUGCUCACGCUGGCCCAGAUCGAGACCAUCUUCUUCAAAGUGCCUGAGCUCUACGAGAUCCACAAGGACUUCUACGACGGACUCCUGCCGCGCGUCCAGCAGUGGAGCCACCACCAGAGGGUUGGAGACCUCUUCCAGAAGCUGGCCAGCCACUUGGGGGUGUACCGAGCGUUUGUGGAUAACUACGAGCUGGCCGUGGAGACAGCGGAGAAGUGCUGCCAGGCCAACACUCAGUUCGCUGAAAUCUCUGAGAACCUGAAGGUGAGAAGCCCCAAGGACUGCAAGGACCAGACGGCCAAGAACUCUCUAGAAGCUUUGCUCUAUAAACCAGUGGACAGAGUCACGCGCAGCACGCUGGUUCUUCACGACCUGCUCAAACACACGCCCACCAGCCACCCGGACCACCCGCUGCUGCAGGACGCCUUGCGCAUCUCCCAGAACUUCCUGUCCAGCAUCAACGAGGAGCCGCGGCGCCAGUCUGUGACGGUGAAGAAGGGCGAGAACCGGCAGCUGCUGAAGGACAGUUUCAUGGUGGAGUUGGUGGAGGGAGCGAGGAAGCUGCGGCACGUCUUCCUCUUCACGGAUCUGCUGCUCUGCGCCAAGCUGAAGAAACAGAUCGGAGGUAAAAACCAGCAGUACGACAGCAAGUGGUACGUCCCCUUGACGGAGCUGACCUUCCAGGGCCCAGAGGAGAGCGAACCACUAACCAUCCCCCAGGUCCCAGACGAGGAGCUCGACGCCAUGAAGGUCAAGAUCUCACACCUGCGCAGUGAGAUUCAGAGAGAGAAGAGAGCCAACAAGGGUUCAAAGGUCAUCGACCGUCUGCGGAAGAAGCUGUCGGAACAGGAGUCCCUGCUGUUGCUAACGUCUCCCAGCAUGCCCCUCCGGGUGUACAACAAGAACGGCAAGAGUUACGGUUUCCUGAUAUCAUCCGACUACGAGCGCGCCGAGUGGAAAGAACUAAUCAAAGAGCAGCAGAAGAAAUGUUUUAAAACGUCCUCCUUGUCCUCGAUGGAGCUGCAGAUGUUGACCAGCUCCUGUGUCAAACUACAGACCGUCCACCACAUUCCGCUUAGCCUCAACAAAGAAGAGGAUGAAGCCCUCGGUCUCUACGGGUUCCUGAAUGUAAUCGUCCACUCCGCCUCCGGCCUCAAACAGAGCUUGAAUCUCUACUGCACAUUGGAGGUGGAUUCCUUCGGCUUCUUUUCAAGUAAAGCCAAGACGAGAGUCUAUCGAUACACCACUGAACCUAAAUGGAACGAGGAGUUCGAGAUUGAGCUGGAGGGCUCUCAGACCCUGAGGCUGCUCUGCUACGAGAAGUGUUACAACAAGACCAAGCAGAACAAAGAGGAUGGAGACAGCGCAGAUCGCAUCAUGGGGAAAGGACAGAUCCCGCUCGACCCUCAGACCCUUCAGGGCAAAGACUGGCAGCGGACGGUGAUUCCCAUGAACGGGGUUGAGGUGAAGCUCUCCAUGAAGUUCACCAGCCGAGAGUUCAGCCUGAAGAGGAUGCCGUCGAGGAAACCCAUGGGUGUGUUCGGAGUGAAGAUCUCCACAGUGACCAAGCGAGAGCGGUCCAAGGUGCCCUACAUCGUCAGGCAGUGCCUGGAGGAGAUCGAGAGGAGGGGCAUGGAGGAGGUGGGCAUCUACCGGGUGUCAGGAGUGGCCACGGACAUCCAGGCCCUGAAGACGGCGUUCGACACCAAUAAUAAAGACGUGUCUGUGAUGAUGAGCGAGAUGGACGUCAACGCCAUCGCCGGGACCUUGAAGCUGUACUUCAGGGAGCUGCCCGAGCCUCUUUUCACGGAUGAGCUCUACCCCAACUUUGCCGGCGGCAUCACUCUGUCUGACAGUGUUGCCAAAGAGAGCUGCAUGUUGAACUUGCUGCUGUCACUGCCAGAACCAAACCUGGUCACGUUCCUUUUCCUUUUGGAUCACCUGAAGAGGGUGGCGGAGAAGGAAAGUGUGAACAAGAUGUCUCUCCACAACCUGGCCACGGUGUUCGGACCCACCCUGCUGAGACCCGCCGAGAAAGACAGCAAGAUCCCCGCUAACCCCACGCAGCCCAUCAGCAUGGGCGACAGCUGGUCGCUAGAAGUAAUGGCACAGGUCCAAGUGUUGCUCUACUUCCUGCAGCUGGAGACCAUCCCGACCCCAGACAGUAAGCGACAGAGCAUCCUCUUCUCCACUGAAGUAUAGAGCACCAGGCUCUGUCUGCACGAGAGGAACGAGAGACUCCAGAGAGAGACUCCUUGACUCAGAGCGAGUCUCCGCUAGCGUGUUUUUGAAUGGACUCCGUCGGGAUCUUGUGGAGACGCCCCCAGUUGAACACACGGAGCCACGAGGACGUGAUGUUUGACGUCACUCACGCCUCGCGUUCAGUGUGGUUCCCAGUGCCGCCAGUGGCCGCAGCCACGCCUCCCCACUGGUUUCAGCCUCCAGUCCUCACAGCGUGCAGACGUUUCUUCUCCUCCGCCGAUGGCGCUGAAACGUGUCUCUGCAGAUCAGCACGAACUGUGAGAUCAAGGAAACAGGCUGACUAUUAGUGAUCCACUGCAAUCCGACUGCCUGAGGUUCACCCACUUCAUCCGUUCCUCCUCCUUGUGUUGUUCGUGUCUCGAGGUAGUCGUCUGCUUAAAUACCCAGGAAGCAAUAUAUUUUCUAACAUAGGAAUCGUUCGUGUUCACACCUUUGAAGAAACAUCCUUCUUACUGUAACAAAGGACAUCCUGACAAAUUAAUAUGUUCGUUUCUACAUAAAGGAAGUUGUAUUUACAGAUACAGUAUGUACAUAAUGUUAAAGUUGUAUUUUCUUUUAUUUUUGUUUAACAAUAUAAUCAUUGUUGCUAUUAUUGUAAUUUAUUUUGGGGGAGUUGAUUUUUUUACGUGUACUUUUCUAGUUUGAAUGGACUUGGUAGGUCUUAGCCUUGACUUCAAGUCUUGCCGUGAAUCAGCAGGAUUUAGCCUUGUUCUUAUAGAAAGGACUCCGCUCCUCAGUCCAGCCUCCCACUCACUGGUUCAGAUCUCAUUAAGAAGGAAACACACGCGACACCCUCAGCAGAGCGACUCACGCCCGGAGACCGUCGCCUGUCUAGUGUAGACGUUAUGCAACCUCACGAUCACGCACACACACACACACACACACACACACACACACACGCACACACGCACAUACACACACACACCGUUUAACACGCAGCUGCAGAAGUGAAGUCAUGCAAUCUUUAAACUACUGUAAUACAAUUCAAGUGGCCUGAGCGUCCACUGCAGAGCACAUGUGGGUUCAGUGAAGGAAUCGUAUGUUGUCUUGUGGUCUUCUGCUCUGUCUGAUUUAUUAUUCCUCUGAUGGCAAAGUCAAGAAAAGCUUGAUACUUAAACGCCACCCUUCUACAUUUGUUCUCAGUGUCUUUAAUUUAACAUGCAGGCAUGUUUGUCUUUAUUUACGUCGUCGUUGCGAUGGUGUUUACAAAAGUGUCGGUUAAAUAAAUCUCUGCAACAAAACGCAGUUAAACAUUAACUUCAUUCAUUCAUCCAUUCAGUCAUUGUCUACCUUUAAGGGCAUGAGACACGGUUGACUCACAGUCAAGCGUUACAUGAGUCUAGGUCUCACCGUCUGCGCUGCUCUGCCCUGUCGUGCCUCCACAUUCGACGCCCGCGUCACCUCUGAGGGUGGAAACGUCGCUCAGUGUCUCGUUGCCUUUUCUGAGCACAACCACACGCGUUUCAUCUGAUAAACACUAAGACAGGACCUUAAACUUCAACUGGUCUUAGCUCAUAGCUGCCCACAAGCUUCAUCUACAGUAACUGUGAUGCUGUCUGUCAAUCUGUGGUAAAAUCAUUCUUAAUUGGGCCAAAGAACAGAACUUCUUGCCCAGAUGCUUGUUUAACGUUUCAGUUCCUUUUAUUGCCUUUUUUAUUUAUUCUUAUGCACAGUUUGGUAUGUUAGGGAUGACUACAUCUAUUUAUUCAUGAUAGAAUGUCACCUAAAUGCUAGAGAGAUGGCCUUUAUACAUUUUGAGGCACUUUGCUUGUCUGAACAUGCUCCAGAAUCUGAACCCUGCAGACGUCUGUGAAGCAGCUCAUCUUGUAUUUUAUUAUUUUUUUUUUUUUGCGUUGUACAACAGACUGGCCACUGUGAGUGUUCAGCUAUCUGAUUUGGAUAACUGAAUAGCAAGUGCAGAUUCUCGACUAUUUAAAAGGCAGAUUGUGUUCAUCAUCUCCUUUUUUCCACUGAUUUGUAUAAUAUGUAAAAUACUAGAGAGUACAUAAUUUGGUUUCUGUAUUAUUUAUUGUGGCGUCCACGGACACAGGAUCAGAAACGACUGGUCACGUCUCUUUGAAAAGCCAACCUGAUUUUGAUAGAGGAGAAGAGAGUUAUAAUACUCUGAACCCUGCUUUGUUUUGGUCUCUUGAUUGUCAGUGUAACUGCAUGUACCUUUCAUACUGUAGCUCAUUUCCUCCAAUACCUCAGUCCCUUAGUUUUGUACCUGAUAAAAGAAAUGACAACAAAAACGCUUUUCUUUUUAGCCUGAAUAGCCAGAAAUACAGAACAUAUUGCUCUAUGGGGAAGUUGUGUUCCACUGACUGUACAUGACCCUGUUGGUUAUCACUACGCUACAUUCCAGUCUGUUCAGAAUGACCCUCUGACGCGAGGCUGCGUUGUGUUUCUAAAGCUGGCCAAGCUUUAGAAAGCUGACACUCUGACACUCUCCGUUUUUACCUUGCUCAAUUUUUCGACUCUUAUUCCUGUUCAAUAUUCAGUGUUCUGCUCGUAGAACUGUAAAAAGGAAUUAUUCUGAGGGCAAACAUGUUUGAAAGGCAUUUGCAGCCUAUGUUUGUACACAAAAAUGUCAAAUAAAUAUCCUGUAUCUACA